Molecule: messenger RNA, 4374 nt
Organism: Penaeus indicus
Lineage: Eukaryota; Metazoa; Arthropoda; Malacostraca; Decapoda; Penaeidae
Gene: Ipp
Product: inositol polyphosphate 1-phosphatase-like
Exons: 14
Coding region: 54-2207 (717 amino acids)
Molecular function (GO): inositol-1,4-bisphosphate 1-phosphatase activity
Source: RefSeq, a predicted model, not a curated record
AAAUAAUUCAUGUCAAGUGGAAGGUAAGAUCCUGUUUGGCAGAAUUGAAGGGGAUGGAUACAGUGGGCAAGAUGGAGCUCAUUGAAACCCUUUUUAGCUUCUCUGAGAAAGCUGGUGAAAUUGCACGGACAAUACGGAGAGAGCCAAAACUUUUUUCUUUGUUAGUAGAGGAAAAAGGAGAAAACGAGAAAAAUCAAAGGUUUGCUCAAGACUUUAAGACCCUGGCAGAUGUGCUUAUCCAAGAAGCUCUCAGGCAUCAUGUUACACAAACGAUUCCAUCCCUUGGAGAACAUGUACAAGGGGAAGAGAGUGCUGAAUUUACAAAUACUCUUGGGGAACGGGUUAUUGUCCAGAUUUGCGCAACAAAAGAAGAGACGGCUACACUUCUUGAGAAGGUUUUAGAUGGCAACAAAGAAGCUGCAGAACUAUUGGCAGCUGUUGUUCAUACAUCUAUUAUUGUAAAACCUGACUCAACAUUAGCUGCCAAGAUACCAAAAAUACCUCUGGAUAACUUGGGUAUAUGGAUUGAUCCUAUUGAUUCCACUGGCGAAUAUGUUAGAGGUGAGAUUGGAAAGCUGAAUGGAAGCAUAUACAGCAGUGGACUUCCAAGUGUGACUAUCCUCAUUGGUUUUUAUGAUCGCUUUACUGGUGAAAUAAUAGGAGGGGUUGUUAAUCAUCCCUUUGCUGUGUAUGAUGAAGAAAACCAGAGUUGGCGUGGCCAAAUCUACUGGAGUGUCAGUUAUAAUGAUGUCAGAGUCCAUAAUAUGCCAAUCCAUAAACUUGGCUCUGAUGCUACUCGUCCAAUAAUAGUGAUGUCAUCAAGUGAAGAUGUAAAAGUGCAGGAAAUGCUUGGAAAGAAGUUUGACAUUGUUUAUGCUUCUGGCGCUGGAUACAAACUUCUUGUUGUUGCACUUGGUCAAGUGGUGGCAUAUGUUUGCUCCAAAGGUUCAACUUUCCGGUGGGACACAGCAGCACCUCAUGGUCUACUGCAAUCCUUGGGAGGUGGUGUAGUUGUCUACAGACAGUUAUUAACCUCUGCUGAAGAUAAUCAUAUCUCGGAGGAUCUGUUGAAAAGUAUUCAGAUAAAAUACCACAAACCAAAUGUUGAUUCACCAAAAGCCAGCUUACAGUGGAGCAAUGCAGGAGGAAUUGUGGCUUAUAGGGAGACUGAAGUAUUACCAACCAUUUUAGAAUGUUUGAGAAACUCAUAUUGGCGUGGCCAAAUCUACUGGAGUGUCAGUUAUAAUGAUGUCAGAGUCCAUAAUAUGCCAAUCCAUAAACUUGGCUCUGAUGCUACUCGUCCAAUAAUAGUGAUGUCAUCAAGUGAAGAUGUAAAAGUGCAGGAAAUGCUUGGAAAGAAGUUUGACAUUGUUUAUGCUUCUGGCGCUGGAUACAAACUUCUUGUUGUUGCACUUGGUCAAGUGGUGGCAUAUGUUUGCUCCAAAGGUUCAACUUUCCGGUGGGACACAGCAGCACCUCAUGGUCUACUGCAAUCCUUGGGAGGUGGUGUAGUUGUCUACAGACAGUUAUUAACCUCUGCUGAAGAUAAUCAUAUCUCGGAGGAUCUGUUGAAAAGUAUUCAGAUAAAAUACCACAAACCAAAUGUUGAUUCACCAAAAGCCAGCUUACAGUGGAGCAAUGCAGGAGGAAUUGUGGCUUAUAGGGAGACUGAAGUAUUACCAACCAUUUUAGAAUGUUUGAGAAAUUGGCGUGGCCAAAUCUACUGGAGUGUCAGUUAUAAUGAUGUCAGAGUCCAUAAUAUGCCAAUCCAUAAACUUGGCUCUGAUGCUACUCGUCCAAUAAUAGUGAUGUCAUCAAGUGAAGAUGUAAAAGUGCAGGAAAUGCUUGGAAAGAAGUUUGACAUUGUUUAUGCUUCUGGCGCUGGAUACAAACUUCUUGUUGUUGCACUUGGUCAAGUGGUGGCAUAUGUUUGCUCCAAAGGUUCAACUUUCCGGUGGGACACAGCAGCACCUCAUGGUCUACUGCAAUCCUUGGGAGGUGGUGUAGUUGUCUACAGACAGUUAUUAACCUCUGCUGAAGAUAAUCAUAUCUCGGAGGAUCUGUUGAAAAGUAUUCAGAUAAAAUACCACAAACCAAAUGUUGAUUCACCAAAAGCCAGCUUACAGUGGAGCAAUGCAGGAGGAAUUGUGGCUUAUAGGGAGACUGAAGUAUUACCAACCAUUUUAGAAUGUUUGAGAAACUCAUAGAUAAUUUUUUUUUUUUUUCUUUUUCUUUUUUUUUUUAAGAGUAAACAAUAAAUUGGCCACAUAUAUAUAACUUUUUUGGCGUUCUGUCUGUAGAUAUUGAACUUUGUGAUAUCUAGAUUUGGUACAAGAGUGCAAAAUCUAGUACACUUUUGAAUAGUAUUUCUUUAAUUUUAUCUUCAGAAAUUAUACUUAUUAUUUUACCUGAGAUUAUAAGUUAGGAUGCCCACAAUAUUCAUAGGAAGUAUAUUAAUUCAGCAAGAUUCUCAGUUAUAGAUUAAACAUAUUUCACUACUUUCAUUUAUGUAAGAUAUAGUAAGCAGUGGAACUUUUUUAUCUUUUUAUAUCAGAAAAGGCAGACUUCUCUAUUUUACCUAGAUAAAAUUUUUGGCUACCAUUUUUGACAUUCAGCCCAGAUUAUGUAUUUAAGAGAAGAAUAUGACUUUGUAUAAAUAUGAUAAUAUUUUUUUUUUUUUAUUAUACAGAUAAUUUGAAAUGUUAAUAUAUUGUGCAUGUUGAUAUAAAAUUUUACAAUAUGUGUGCAUGUAUGUGUGAGUGUGUUCAUAUGUUUGUGCCUUUAUAAAGAUGUUACUUUUCUUAUUUUUAAACCCAAUGUCUGUAGGUUUAUGUACUGUCCCCUUUAGAUUUUUGUGAAUUUUAUUACAUACAGAUGGCUCCAUGUGUGCUCAGCCACCAAGGAGUCUAUCAGUUGCCCCUAGGGACCACACCUGAUUGCCCCAUUCCCUGAAUUUGCAGAAAUUUUUUUUUCUUUCUGUUAUUAUUCUUAUUGAUAUUAUGAUUAUUAAGUUGUUAUUAAGAUAUUAAUAACAUCAAAGAUAAUAAAAUAAUAGAAAUGAAGCUUUCAAAAAAUCAAGGAAAAAGGUAAACUGUUGAGAUAGGUAAGACUAAUAGCUGACUCCUUGGUGACUUGUAGAGUCAUCUAUGACAGUAGAUGAACUUUAUUACAGUGGGCAUGGCAUUGUAAUCUUGCCACCCAUGCUAAUUGGGAAAACUGAAAUGAAGUAUUUCAUGAUAGUUCUGUUUAAAAUUCUAAUUGUGGAGCAGCAUAUUUCCAUGAUUUUAAUGCAGUUAGGUGUGUUUUUGUGGAAAAGAAUUGCUUACAUGCUGUAUCUAUCUAGAUAACUAAUAUGAUCAAAUAAGAUUGUUUAAGUACAGUCAGUACUUAUUCAUUCUGGAUUUCAUCCAUUCUUGUCAUGAAGCACUGAAUACCCUUGUCCUGGGUGGCAGUUAUCCAUGCCAAGAACAGUUGAGCUUGUUCUGUUUUGUGUAAUAAACAAUCAUUCCCAUAUUUGGCUGUCUAUACUAAUUGAAGGGGUACAGCUUCCAAAGUAGGCUCUUUUUAGUCGUCAUUAAAAAUGUUUAGUUUUUAUUUAAAAAGUCAUAUAUGCUGCAGCCAGAAUUGUAGACAUUGAGGAGAACAUGUUUUCUGUGAUUUUAAUUUAUCACAAGUUUGACUGAUUGUCCCUGGCAUGUGGCUCUAUUUGGUGUGGGUUAAUAUUUAGGGAUGGUCUCAUAUGUAAGACUGUAAGAUUGUUGGUAGCUUGUAUAUUGAGGGCAAGUCUUAGCCAUAUUGUCUAUUACAUUUUAUAUUUUGAAAAAUCUGGUUUGUAUGCUGUAUUUGUUAUAUUUGGUAACUAUUGUUGAUCUCCGAUAAAAAUGGCACUGCAUAUGACUAUUAUAGAGAUAAAAGACAAUGUUGACUGAGUGUUCAUUAAGAUUAUAUAGCUUCUGUACCUGGAAUGGACAUACAGAAAUAUCUUAACUUGUCCCCUGCACCUGUGUAGAAGUGCAGGAGAUAGAUUAUGAUUCCACAGUAUCAGGAAUGAUAGUAAUCUGAGGAUAGGUUGUUCAUGUAUGUUGAAGUAAUGAAAAAAUGCUUUCCACUUUGUUUAGCUUAUUUUCUUAAUGUUUAUUGAGAUACUUCUAGAAGUUGUAUGGUAGUUAAGCCUCAAGGCUCCUCAGAAAGAAGUGUGUCAUAUUAUUAAUAAGAUUAUAUAGCCUCUGUACCUGGGAUGGACAUACAGAAAUAUCUUGACUUGACCUGUGUAGAAGUGCAGGAGAUAAAUUAUGAUUGCCCAGUAUCAGGAAUGAUAGUGAUCUGAAGAUAGGUUGUUCAUGUAUGUUGAAGUAAUGAAAAAAAUCAUGCCUU